AUGGCCGAACGGACGCUCGUUACUGGAGCUUCCAUGGAUGAUGCCCGGCCAGGAUACGACUCCGGCUUGGCUGCCAAUACGGCCUCCCAUAGGAUUCUUCGUACCUUGCAUUACGCCUAUCCGAUCGUCCUCCUUCUCUUUUUCCUUUGUGCCUUCACUCUGCGGAGUAUACGAGCCUCCUCUAAACGUAAUAGUAAUGGGAGCGGCGCUUCCGACCAGCAGCUGGGACCUGGUGGGAAGCCCCUCCCAAACCUCGACCCUACACGCAAUGCCCCCAAGAAGCCGAAACACGACGACAUCUCACGGCCGCGGAAGCUGGUCUUUGAGUGGAUCUCUGUCGUUCUCGCCCUUACUUUCAUUGGCAACACGAUAAACGUCAUAGUCCAUGCCCUCUACGACCGUGGGGAGCAGUGGUGGUGUGGACAGGCGAUGGUGAUCUACCUUGUCGGUUCGUUCUUCGUAUACUCACUCCUCGUAAUAUCUCUCCUUGACACGAAGCCUUCACCGACUGGCGCUCAUCUGGCGACCUGGAUCUUCGCCACACUCAUGGAAAUCGUGAUCCUUGGAGCAUCCUUUGCAAUCUAUACUACUCGGCACCGAGAGCCAAGAGCUGGGAAGGGCAGAUGGGGAAAGCUGAGGGGCAAUGCGACAGAAUGGGAGAUCACGGAGCUGGCACUGGACCUCUUUCGGAUCCUGCUACUUCUCUUCCUUAUUGGCUUCUACGUGCUUUUCGUGGCUUCAUACGGCAAGAAAAAGGAGGAGCAGCCCACCGCUAAUGGACCGAGCGAAUCCACCGGACUUCUGGCGGAGAGCCGCGCAGAAAAUGGACACGCUGUGGCAUAUGGAUCCGCGCCAGCUGGCGGAAAACACAAGCACACCGAGGGAGCCCCUGCCGGGUGGAGUAGACCAGACGGCGUACCUUCCCGGAGUUGGUGGGAGUAUAUCAAAGGUUACUCGGUUUUCUUCCCAUACCUUUGGCCAUCCAAGAACCGACGACUGCAGAUCAUCGUGGUCAUAUGCUUUACCAUUGUCGUUUUUCAGAGAGUCGUCAACGUGCUCGUCCCGUACCAGGUAGGCAAAAUCACCGAUGACCUGUCCGGCGAGAACGGCCAGAUCAAAAUGCCAUGGGGAGCAAUCUGCCUGUACAUCUUCUACAGACUGCUGCAGGGUGGUAACGGCCUGCUCGGUGCGCUCCGCUCCACUCUCUGGAUACCCAUCGGCCAGUAUUCGUACCGCGAGCUUUCCGUAGCCGCUUUCGAACAUGUCCACGGUCUCAGUCUGGACUUUCAUUUAGGCAAGAAGACUGGUGAAGUCCUAUCGGCUCUUGGGAAAGGCAGCUCGAUCAACACCUUCCUUGAGCAGGUCACCUUCCAAGUCGUUCCUAUGCUCGUCGAUCUCUGCGUCGCUAUCGCGUACUUCCUAAUUGCUUUCGACGCCUACUACGCUCUUGUAGUGGCGGUCGUCACCUUUUGGUACGUCUACUUGACCAUAAGGAUGGCGCAGUGGAGGGCCGAGAUUCGGCGGCAGAUGGUAAACGCCGACAGGGAAGAAGACGCCGUCAAAAAUGACUCCAUGGUCUCAUAUGAAACGGUCAAGUAUUUCAACGCCGAAGCCUACGAGUUCAACCGCUACCGAAACGCCGUAAUGAAGUACCAAAAAGCCGAGUACCACGUCCUCUUCUCCCUCAACAUCAUGAAUGUCACGCAGAACCUCGUCUUCAUGCUCGGCCUGAUGGUCGCCUGCUUCGUCGCCGCCUACCAAGUAACAACCGGCGUGCGCAAAGUCGGCAAUUUCGUCACCCUCCUCACCUACAUGGCGCAGCUGCAGGGCCCGCUCAACUUCUUCGGCACCUUCUACCGCAUGAUCCAGUCCGCGAUGAUCAACAGCGAGCGCAUGCUCGAGCUCUUCAAAGAGCAGCCCACAGUCGUGGACCAGCCACACGCCAAGGAACUCCCGUCCUGCGAGGGCGAGAUCCGCUUCAACGACGUGCACUUCGCGUACGAUGCGCGCAAGCCCGCGCUUAACGGGCUCGACUUCCGCUGCCCGCCGGGCACGACGACUGCGCUCGUUGGCGAGUCCGGCGGCGGCAAGUCCACCGUCUUUCGUCUCUUGUUCCGCUUCUACAACAUCCAGGCCGGCAGCAUCCAGGUCGACGGGCAUUAUGUCGAGGACGUGACCAUUGACUCCCUCCGUCGCCACAUCGGCGUGGUACCGCAGGAUACGGUCCUCUUCAACGAGACGGUCAUGUAUAACCUGCGCUACGCGAACCCGAACGCCACGGACGAGCAGGUCUACGAAGCCUGCCGCGCCGCGAGUAUCCAUGACAAGAUCCUCAGCUUCCCGGACGGGUACGAGACGAAAGUCGGGGAAAGAGGCCUCCGCCUCUCCGGCGGCGAGAAACAACGCGUCGCUAUCGCGCGCACCAUCCUCAAGAACCCGCGCAUCAUCAUGCUGGACGAGGCCACCGCGGCGCUGGACACGGAGACCGAGCAGCAUAUCCAGGACGCCCUGACGACGCUGUCCCAGGGCAGGACGAUGCUGGUGAUAGCGCACCGGCUCAGCACCAUCGUGCGCGCAGACCAGAUCUUGGUCUUGCAUGAGGGCAGAGUUGCGGAGAGGGGAAGCCAUGAGGAGCUGUUGGCGAAGAAGGGGCGGUAUGCGAGUAUGUGGAAGAAGCAGGUCAAGGCGCAGAGAGCGGCGGAGGAGGCGAAGGCUUUGAACGAUAAGGCACAGAGGCUGAGGAGGGAGAGCCAGGAUGGAGGGGUCAAGGGUGGAGAAGAGGGGAGCGCCAGUUCGAGUGAAGACGAAAAAGACCAGGCGAAGGCGAAGGCGAUAGAGAAGCAGGCGCAAGAAGAGGCUGGCAAGGCAGGCGGCAGUAAGCCCUAG
Molecule: messenger RNA, 2886 nt
Organism: Coniosporium apollinis CBS 100218
Lineage: Eukaryota; Fungi; Ascomycota; Dothideomycetes
Exons: 3
Coding region: 1-2886 (961 amino acids)
Biological process (GO): transmembrane transport
Cellular component (GO): membrane
Molecular function (GO): ATP binding; ATP hydrolysis activity; ABC-type transporter activity
Source: RefSeq, a predicted model, not a curated record